AUGUACAUUCGAGGAAUAGACGAGCCCCUUAUAUCUCGGAUAUUUGCAAUAACCCUGACUGGGGCUGCGCAGGCGUGGUUCUCUACCUUACCUGCCAACUCAAUUGGGUCUUUUGAGGAAUUCGGGGAAAAUUUCCUCUUAAACUUUGCAACGAGCAAGAAACACCCGAAGUCCGAGUUCUCACUUGGAAAGAUACAUCAACAACCCGACGAAACCCUCCAACGAUACCUCAAUCGGUUCAAGGAUGUUGCAUUACAAGUGCCGGGUUUACAAGAAAAUGUCCAUGUACAUCUCAUUGUGGCUGGUUUGGAUGGUACAUCUAGGCUAGCCAAGUCGUUGUAUAAGGACCCAGUGAAGACGUUGGAAGAAUUCAGAACUCGUUCGAAAAAAUACGUCGAACUUGAGCAAAUGGGAAUUGCCAAUGCGCAAUCUGACGAAGGCAAAAGAAUUAGCCUAAGAAGGAGAAGCCCGGCCUCAAAAGGAAAUGAACGGGUUGAUAACAAGAAAAAGGAGUCUAGGGCCCGAAUCCUGGAUGGCUGGGAUCGAGUUGGAAGAUACGAGAAGUACACACCGCUAAAUGCGCCACGCUCUCAAAUCUGGAGGAAAGUGGCGAUGAAGGAAAUGAAGAAGGUAGAAAGACCCCGGCCCAUAUUCGACAGAGGAGGUUUGGACAAGUCCAAGUACUGUGCAUUUCAUGACGGACCGGGUCAUUCUACUGACCAAUGCUGGGAUCUCCGAGAUGCUGUGGAGAAAUUCGUUCGAGAUGGAAGGUUAUGCCAAUACGUUAUCAAAACCCAGGGUUCCAAAAAUAACACAAGGAAGUCGUGA
Gastrolobium bilobum is the source of this 828-nucleotide messenger RNA. RefSeq lists its product as uncharacterized. The coding region runs from base 1 to 828 and encodes 275 amino acids. Lineage: Eukaryota; Viridiplantae; Streptophyta; Magnoliopsida; Fabales; Fabaceae. The transcript has a single exon. The record is from RefSeq and is a predicted model, not a curated record.